Rattus norvegicus (Norway rat) is the source of this 4162-nucleotide messenger RNA. It is a transcript of the gene Galp, whose product is annotated as galanin-like peptide. The record is from RefSeq and is a predicted model, not a curated record. Gene Ontology annotation, biological process: signal transduction. NCBI's taxonomy places the organism in Eukaryota, Metazoa, Chordata, Mammalia, Rodentia, Muridae. Gene Ontology annotation, molecular function: hormone activity. Gene Ontology annotation, cellular component: extracellular region.
ACUUCCUUUUAGAAGCAGAGGCCAAGCUCAAGUUGACUUUAUCAGUAAAUCAUGGGAAUGUGUAAUUUGAAGAGCAGAGAUAGAGGGACUGUGAGAAGAAACUCAGCUAGGCCGAAUCAUCCCAGCGACUUGCUCUCUGCACACAGCUCUGGUACAGCCAUGGCUUGGUUCCCCCUCCUGGUGAGAAAAAGACACGGCAGCUCCCACGGCUAGGAAAUUCUUUGAGAGAGAGAUGAAGAGACAGGUGAAGGUGAGAGUGGGUGUGGAGAGUAGAGAACACUGGGAAGAAAAGUAGAAAUGAGACAACUGGAGAACUGGCUCAAGGGUGCCUGCUGCUCUUGCAAAGGACCCAAGUUAGGUUCCCGAUACCUAUAUCUGAUGGCUCACCACUGCCUGGAGCUCUAGUUCCAGGGGACCUGGCACCCCUUUCUGGCUUCUGCAGGCACCUGACACAUACACCUACAGACACAUAAAUAUAUAAACAAAAUGAAAAUAAAAUAUUUGGGCAAGAGAGAAUGACUAAUGGGGAUCUCUUUGGGCUUCCCUUCUCUUGACUGUCCCCCUCCCUCUCUCCUCCCCUCCCUCCCUCUGGUCUCUAGAUCUCAUAGCCCUCUGUUCCUUGUUCUGAUGACAUCACCUCCCCUCCUCCCUUCUCUUUCCCAGAAAAGCCAUUUACACUUUCUUGUCAGUUUGUCCUUCCUGAGAGUCUUUCUCCUCCUCCUCCCCCAGAUCUAAGGACACACAAAAGAAACUGCAGCCCAAGAGCUCUCAUCCAUGCCUCUCCUUGGCUCGAUGUUUUCCGGCAGCAGAACAAAAAGGAACGGGCUGGUUCCAGAAGGAGCACUUAAGGCAUGGGGUGUGGGGUGGUGUGGGUCAGGGGCUGAUGUGAAGACAGAAGACAGAGACAAAAGUGCUCCCUGGGCAGUGGGACACAAGAGGGAAAGGAGGCCCUUUGGCAGAGAGGAAGAGACAGAAUUCCAAGAAAUCAAGACCUUUUUUUACCAUCUCUCUGGGAACAACUGGCAGUGCCAGGAAUUAUACCCCUAGCCCCAAUUUCCCCCUUGAAAUUGUCCAGGGUAAAAAGGAAGAGAAAUAAAGAGAGAGUAAGAAGCGCAAGGAGAGGGGUUGGGGAUUUAGCUCAGUGGUAGAGCGCUUGCCUAGCAAGCGGAAGGCCCUGGGUUCGGUCCCCAGCUCCGAAAAAAAAGGAAAAAAAAAAAAAAAAAAACGCAAGGAGAGAGCACACACAGUGCCCCAUAAGUUGCUCAUCCUUCAGCUGUUUAUUGAGAUCCAAGAGCUAUCUGUUCUAAGAAAUUAUUUUUUUAAGAUUUAUUUAUUAUAUAUAAGUACACAGUAGCUGUCUUCAGACACACCAGAAGAGGGCAUCAGAUCUCAUUACAGAUGAUCAUGAGCCACCAUGUGGUUGCUGGAAUUUGAACUCAGGACUUCUGGAAGAGCAGUCGGUGCUCUUAACUAAGCCAUCUCUCCAGCCCCCUAAGAAAUUAUUUUUUGGCCUGUGAGAUAGUUCAGUGGGGGAGGGUGCUGCCCAUCAAGGCAGAUGACCUGACUUCAAUACCCAGGACUCCUAUGAUGGGACAGAACUCCUACAAGUUGUCCUCUGUCCUCCACACACAUGUUAUGGCAAAUGGCUACCACAAGUCAAUAAAUGAUGAAAUUUUAGUGUGUGUUUUGGGUGUGUGCAUGGGUGAAUGUACUUGUGUGUACACACAAAGGCCACAAGAGGGCGCUGUGUGCCUUUUCACCACUCUCCACUUAAUGCCUUUGAGGCAGUGAGUGUCUCUUCCAGAAACUAGGAUUCAUUUUUUCUUGGCUAGGCUGGAAGUCAGCAAGUCCUGGUGGUCUACCGGUUUCUGUUUAUCUACCCCUUGUUCCAAAUUGAGGCUGGGAAUGUAGGGGGAUAUAGGAUAUCUGGCUUGUUACAUGGAUGCUAGGAUCCAAAUUCGUCCAACCUGGUGAUUGUGUAGCAAGCGCAUUUAACAUCUGAGCCAUCUCUCCAGCCCCUUAUUUUGUUCUGUGGUCAGUUAAGUCGGGCUCACUAAAGUCCAGACUGGCCUGGAACUCAUGAUCCUUCAGCCUCGGUCCCCAAAGUGCUGGGAUUAUAAGUGUAUGUGAGCCUUUCAGGAUGAGAGGUGGCUGAGAGGUGGUGGUGGUGCAUGCCUUUAAUCCCUGCACCAAGAAAGCAGAGGCAGGUGGAUCUCUGUGAGUUCAAGGCCAGCCUGGCCUAUAGAAGGGGUUUUAGGACAAGUAGCACUACACAGAGAAACCCUGUCUUGGAAAACAAACAAACAACAACAAAAUAGCUUUGAGCUUUCAGGCUAAACUCCAGGAGCCAUUUUAGGAUGAGGUUCAUGGAAAAAGGAAACACUAAGAAAGGCAGGCAGGCAGGCAGACAGACAGACACACACACACACACACACACUCACACACACAUAUACACACACACAUUCACACACACACUCACACACACAUUCACACAUACACAUAUACACCACACACACAUUCACACACACACACACCACACACACAUACACACUCAUACAAACUCACAUACACUCACACACACACCACACACACAUACACACUCAUACAAACUCACAUAGACACACUCACACACACACCACACACACAUACACACUCAUACAAACUCACAUACACUCACACACACACCACACACACAUACACACUCACACUCACACGCACUCACAUACACACACAUUCACACACACACUCACACACAUAUACACACCAUACACAUUCACACACAUACACCACACACACUCACAUACACAUCCACACUCACACAAACUCACAUACACACACACACAUUCACACACACACAUUCACACACACACUCACACACAUACACUCACACACUCACAUACACACUCACACACAUAUACACACCACACACACUCACGUGUACACACUCACACACACAUAUACACACCACACACACUCACAUACACACUCACACUCACACACACACUCACACUCACAAAUAUAUACACACCACACACACUCACAUGCACACACUCUCACACACAUAUACACACCACACACACUCACAUAUACACACUCAUACACACUCACACACACACACUCACACACACACACAUACACGAUGAAAACAAAACAAAACAAAACAACAACAACAAAAGCACAAGUCAGAGAGAUCAUAAAGAAGCAGUGGAGGGAAGAAAGAGAGCCAGGGAUGGCUGUGGCAGAGAAAUGUUAUGUUUUGUUUUGAUUUGUUUGCCACAAGGCACCUUUGUCUGACCUCACAGACCAAUUAAAGAACUCUGAAGUGGAUGAGUCGCCCUCUCUGCCUCCAUCCGCACUAACCCGCCCACCCACCCUUGCCUCUCUCCCUAACCUCUUCAUUCUCCUCAGAAGCAUAAAAGCCAGGACCCCCGCUGCUGAGAGCUGCCAAGCCAGAGCUGCUCCUGCCUGCUCCACACAGUGUAGGACAACUGGGAUUACAGAUGUGCAUCCCUGCAACCGGCUGCCACACAAGUUCUGGGAUCUGAACUCCUGGCCUCAAACUUGCCAGCAUUCCUUAGCUGUAUGCCGUGCUUUUCCAGUUCCAGGAUGGCCUGCUCCAAGCAUCUGGUCCUCUUCCUCACCAUCUUGCUAAGCCUCGCAGAAACACCAGACUCUGCACCUGCUCACAGGGGACGAGGAGGCUGGACCCUCAAUAGUGCUGGUUACCUCCUGGGUCCUGUCCUCCACCUUUCCUCAAAGGCCAACCAGGGCAGGAAGACAGACUCAGCUCUUGAGAUCCUAGACCUGUGGAAGGCCAUAGAUGGGCUCCCUUAUUCCCGCUCUCCAAGGAUGACCAAAAGGUCAAUGGGAGAAACGUUUGUCAAGCCGAGGACUGGAGAUCUGCGCAUAGUGGACAAGAAUGUUCCGGAUGAAGAAGCCACCCUGAACUUAUAGAGAGUUAGCCCUAGCUCACUCCUACGUUUCCAGCUCACCGCCUCUCCCCCCACCCCCGCCCCCAGAAGCGCUCUGAACACCCUUUCUAAGUCUAAGACCUUACAACUAUAUUCCCUAAUCUCACUAAGACAUGUUGUGAUAUUUAAAGAGUUAUUCUGCCCAGCUCCGGAAAAAAAAAAAAAAAAAAAAAAGAGUUAUUCUGACGUAA